AUGCUGACCAGCUUAAUGGAGGGUCUUCUCUGCUGCCUCACCUCAAAGUCGGCUAACAUUGUGGCUCCUGCAGAAACCUCAGAAUCCACGGAUGGCUAUGAGUUUGUGGAGGUGAAACCAGGCCGCGUACUGCGGGUUCGACACAUCAUCCCCGACCGGCCAGUGGUGGAGGAGCCCACCGGGCCCGGUGGGACUGUCAGCUGCAAACGAAAGAUCACAGUAUAUCGUAACGGACAGCUUUUCAUUGAGAACUUGGGUGACAGGGCGAGUGCAGAGCUUAAAAACUGCCAGAAUGGAGAGGCAGAACCAAAAAACACUGUAGAGGUUGAACUGACAGACUGUGGGAAGUCCUCGGCGCCGGUCAGCAUCCCUGAGGCCGGGCCUGAGUCCGUCGCAGCUGGAAAAGAUGGGACGGCUGAAACAGUAACUGGAGGAGAUGCACCUGCUGCUGGUCAGACGGACCAGUCGCAGCAUCCCAGGAAGCGCAGGAGGAAGCCCAAGCGCACUGUGGUGAUCGACUGUGAGAGGAAGAUAUCGUCCUGUAAAGGGACACAUGCAGACGUGGCUCUGUUCUUCAUCCAUGGAGUGGGAGGCUCACUGGACAUCUGGAACAGCCAGGUGGACUUCUUUUCCAGGCUGGGCUAUGAGGUGAUCUCCCCGGACCUGGCAGGUCACGGAGCCAGCUCAGCACCACAGAUAGCUGCUGCCUACACUUUCUAUGCCCUAGCUGAGGAUAUGAGACUUAUCUUCAAGAGAUAUGCACGCAAGAGGAAUAUUCUCAUAGGACAUUCUUACGGUGUGUCGUUCUGUACCUUUCUGGCCCACGAGUAUCCAGAGCAGAUCCACAAGAUGGUGAUGAUCAACGGAGGCGGUCCCACAGCUCUGGAGCCCAGCCUCUGCUCCAUCUUCAACCUGCCCACCUGUGUGCUUCACUGCCUCUCGCCGCUGCUAGCCUGGAGCUUUCUCAAGGCUGGCUUUGCUCGGCAGGGUGCCAAGGAGAAGCAGCUGCUGAAAGACAACAAUGCCUUCAAUGUGUCGUCCUUUGUGCUGCGCGCCAUGAUGAGUGGGCAGUACUGGCCUGAGGGGGAUGAGGUCUACCAUGCUGAACUCACAGUGCCCAUCCUGCUGGUUCACGGCAUGCAUGACAAGUUUGUCCCCAUUGAAGAGGACCAGCGCAUGGCUGAGAUCCUUCUGAUGGCCUUCCUGAAGGUCCUGGAGGACGGCAGUCACAUGGUCAUGAUGGAGUCUCCUGAGGCUGUCAACACACUGCUGCAUGAGUUCAUCCUGUGGGAGCCGACCACCUCUCCACCGCAGAAGAAAGAGUCCAAAACCCGUCCAGAAACUGCUCAAACCCAAUCUGACAACACCAAGGCUACAUCUGACCCUUCCAAGGUCCGACCUGCAACUGCAAGGCAGAGCUCAUCAAACAGCAACACACAGGAGAAGCCAAACAGCAAGGCCAAGAAAUGA
Molecule: messenger RNA, 1470 nt
Organism: Cyclopterus lumpus (lumpfish)
Lineage: Eukaryota; Metazoa; Chordata; Actinopteri; Perciformes; Cyclopteridae
Gene: abhd8b
Product: abhydrolase domain containing 8b
Exons: 4
Coding region: 1-1470 (489 amino acids)
Molecular function (GO): catalytic activity
Source: RefSeq, a predicted model, not a curated record